This is a messenger RNA of Mauremys mutica (yellowpond turtle), 2133 nucleotides long. Its product is annotated as ubiquinol-cytochrome-c reductase complex assembly factor 1. The record is from RefSeq and is a predicted model, not a curated record. The transcript is spliced from 10 exons. NCBI's taxonomy places the organism in Eukaryota, Metazoa, Chordata, Testudines, Geoemydidae. Gene Ontology annotation, biological process: mitochondrial respiratory chain complex III assembly. The coding region runs from base 108 to 1019 and encodes 303 amino acids. Gene Ontology annotation, cellular component: mitochondrion.
CGAGUAGGGAGGUGUAUGCGCACGCGCAGUUUUGAUUUCAGCCCCCUCCCCGCUAGCCUGUGAGAAGCGGAAGUAGUUACCAUGUUCCGGAAGUGCUUCUGAGUGUCAUGGCGGCGUUGGUGAGAGCUGUGAAGUGCCAGACUGGAAUGCCUCAAUGGAUUACAGUAUGCAGUGGAUUAAUACAAUCAACCUUGCCCCAAGCACAGUGGGACAGAAUGCUCUAUGGCACUCUUCAGCAGAGGCAUGAGACUGGCCGACCCCAGUUGAAUAAAGUAUGUGGUGGAUUGAUACAAACCAGUGGUGCAAUAACACAGCAAAGGAGAAUGCUUCACAGCACUGAUCAGUUUCUUGCUGCAAAAGAUUCCCUGCAGCCAUCUGAAGAGAAAGUGGGUGCCUUCACAAAGAUAAUAGAAGCAAUGGGAUUCACUGGACCACUGAAAUAUAACAAAUGGAAGAUUAAGAUAGCGGCUCUGCGCAUGUACACUUGCUGUGUGGAGAGAACUGACUACGAGGAAUUCUUUCACAGGUGCCAUAUGCCUGAUACAUUGAACUCUUGGUUUCUAAUAGCCCAACUUCAUGUCUGGAUGUGUCUGGUACGAAUGAAACAGGAGGGUCGAGCUGGAAAAUACAUGUGUCGCUAUAUAGUUCAUUCUAUGUGGGAAGACGUUGAACAGCGUGGUAAGGUGAUGGGGAUUGAUUCUUUUACUCUAAAACAAAGUAUGAGAAGCAUGACAGAAAAUUUCUAUGCAGCUAUAUUUGGAUACGAUGAGGGGAUUUUGUCUGAUGACCGCGUACUGGCAGCAGCACUUUGGAGAAACUUUUUCAACAAGCACUGUGAGGACCCCAGGCAGCUGGAACUGCUAGUGGAGUAUGUGCGCAAGCAGAUGCAGUACCUGGAUGCUAUAAAUGGAGAGGACCUGCUACUGACUGGUGAAGUGACUUGGCGCCCUCUUGUGGAGAGUAAUGCCCAAAGCAUCCUGAAGCCAACUUCCCCAGCGUAUAAUGAUGAAGGACUCUGAGACCUUCAUCAGUCAAUGAACAAUGUGUUAAAUUUUCAUUCUGUGGGGUACCCAAGAAGGGAAGGAAUAAAUAUUUGCUGUUGAAAGAAUCUAUUUAAAUAAAUAGCCUUUUUGUAUUGAUUUACAUGUUGGUAAACCUGACAGCAGUACUCUUUUGAAUAUUUUAUCUAGGAUAAAUCUGCUAGUUCAUUUGAGAAAUACCUGGCUGUUGCAGAAGUAUAAAGUUGACCCUGUAGAUAGAUUCUGAGAGACAGCAUCCAUCGUUUGAAAACCAAAUAUCUUACCAAAAGUGAUAGGUACCUCAAGAACAGGGUUCUCUGCUCUUUAUCUGGCAAGAGGGGAGCAACUUCACACAAAUACAAUGACAUUACUCUUUCUGCUCCAUGAAAAGUUGUUAAACACAAGGCUGAGUUCUGCAUGUUCUCAAUGUUGAUAUACCUCUGUCCUGGCUUUGGGGGACAUAGUCUAUUUUUGCAUUAAAAUGCUUGGGAAUUGGCUGAGAAGAUCCUGAAAUGAUUUUCGAUUAAAGCCCAGUUUAGGGUCAGACUGUGACUGGCCCCUUGCACAGGUGCACAAGGAGAGGUAGGUGCAAGAGGGAGGGGACAGGGCCAUGGUGGGACUAUGGCUAAAAGCCACUUUAGAGUCCUUAUUGUUUCAGAGUAGCUCUAUCUUCCUGAUAUGCUCAUAUUCUUUCUAGAGCUGUGCUCUAGUGAUUGCUGCAGUAGAGUAACAUCGCAAUGGUCUGUUCAUGUUCUCUAUGGGAUAAAACUAUGUUCUACCCACAAAGAAGAGGUUCAAGACCUUUUCUAGUUAACAUUUUAAAUAGUUAAGCAGGCAACAGUUACCCCAACAGAAUUAUUCAAUGAAAACCUGCACCAAAUAAAUCAACAGAAAGUCAGGCUUUAUUGCACAAACUAAAGGUCAACGUGGGGUUUCUAGUUCAGUGACUGAAACUGGUUUUAUUUCUCUGUCCAAAAUCUUCAUAGGAAACCAUGUGACCAAGUAAUAGAACUGUACUUGUUUUGUGUACUUUGUAAUGCCUUUGCUGAGAAUGAAAAGAACAGUGCCCUGUCGUGUCAGAAUAUAGUCCUAAUAAACCAAGUCACCAAAUGUA